This is a messenger RNA of Hydractinia symbiolongicarpus, 756 nucleotides long. RefSeq lists its product as uncharacterized. The coding region runs from base 111 to 527 and encodes 138 amino acids. The transcript has 3 exons. The record is from RefSeq and is a predicted model, not a curated record. Lineage: Eukaryota; Metazoa; Cnidaria; Hydrozoa; Anthoathecata; Hydractiniidae.
GUUCCAUUUACACAACCAAUUGCAGGAAAGAAUGAAGCUUUAUAUCGCUCUUGCAUUGAUUGGCAUUUGCGCUUUUGCGCUUGCCAAAGAAGUAGAACAGGAUAGCACAAAUGAAUCCACUGAUCUUGAAGAUCCUACAUACUACAGAAGCUGUGGACCUUAUAGACGCUAUAGUUCUGCAACCCACUAUUGCUACCGAAACAAACUUUACAGCAGAAAAUACUAUCGAUAUUGCGGAAAAUACAUCUACAACAUCAGGAGUAAUUUCUGUUUCCGAAGACGUGUCUAUGCAAAGAAGUAUUACCGUAUCUGUGGCUACGGUGUUUGUAACAGACGUACUCAGUUUUGCUGGAAGAGAAGAUGCUACUCAAAGAGAUGGUACAGAAUCUGUGGAUAUAAAGUAUGCAACAAACAUACUCAAUUCUGUUGGAGACGUAAAUGCUACGCCAAGAGAUGGUACAAAAUCUGUGGAUAUGGUGUUUGCAAUAAACACACUCAAUUCUGUUGGAGACGUCGAUGCUAUUUGAAAAAAUGGUAUAGAAUCUGUGGUUAUGGAGUUUGUCACAAGCGAACACAUUUCUGUCACCGACGUCGAUGUUACAGCAAAAAAUUGUAUGGCUAUUGUGGAAAAUCUAUCUACCGAAAAAGUAGCUACCGAUGUUACUACAACAAACUUCAACCAUACAAGCCAUACUAAAUGAAAUGUUGUAAAUUUUAUCAGGUGUUGGUUGAAUAUACAAAAAUGAGCAUUUAAAA